UUGUUUCGCUCCAGCAUUAACCACAUUCCAGAGAGGCGGAGUGCACCCCGUCCACUUCCUCGCAUUCCUUCUCCACAAACGAGUCCCUUGCGCUAAAUUGUGUUUAAAACGUGUUUUGGCGCACUCUGUGUCUUUUAAUAUGUAAGAUGUGGCUGUUAGUGGUGUAUUGCAAUAUUUUCUCAACCUCAAAUUUACAUUUGAGACUCUUUUGGAAAACUGGAGAAAAACUGACAAGGGAAAAUUCCUCCGCGCAGCGCGCCAUUGACUGUAAAGACCUUUCAACUUAACAAAAACUGAAGUUGACAAACGUAACGUUGAAACUUUGUUGUAAGGGUUUAUAUUUUCGAAGAAAAAGAUCAUGCACUGCUCCGAGAUUUCCAAGCACACUGGCCGUUCAGCAAACAGGCGACGAUGCCUGGAUUGAGCCUGCGUUUUGUUAUGAUUUCCAAGUGAAAUGCAAUUACUGCUAUCUCUCAGUCGGUAGUCGGUUUGUGGACUAGUGCGCUCUUUCUCUGAACUUGUUCGUCGGCUCCGGAGCAAACCAUGGAUCACUAUGAGGAAGAUUUGGGACUCCGGGCGAGUAAAUUAAUGGAGGACCUUUCCUUAUAUGAAGCAUACAAGGAUGGAAUGUACAGUUCAAGGAGAGACAUGGUUAUCAACCCCGAUUUGGAUUUUUCGUCUCCAACAAUACCCGAGCAGAAAAGUAAGACAAUGAAUGGCAGCUCUGCGCCUCACCAACAGAUACACAGCGUUGAGAAUUACAUGUCUGGGAAUAAAGUGUACACUGCGGCUCCGGUGCGCCCCGUGAAUGGCAACAGAGCCGUUCCUGUGGAUUAUUGCACCCCUCAAAGAGACAUAGUUUAUCCUAAUGAAGAUAGCUAUUGCACCAAAUCCGAAAUUGCUUUGCCGUGUUAUAGCGGCGCGUCCGAGCGACACAGGAGGUACUCCUUGGAGGUGCUGGGGCAUAGGUACAGCACUGGUAGCGCGUACGAUGGAGUGGUUUUGAACAAGCCAGUACCCUCACCUGGCAACAGAUGCAACAGUAUUUGUAUUACCACCAACCACGACGGCAGAUACAAUGCAACCAGCCCGCGGUCCAGUUUCGUAUCCUCCCUCUCCUCCCAGGAGCAAAGCAAACAUGCAAGCCCGAGGUCGAGCAUCAGUAGCCCGCGCACGAGUCUGUUGGUACCCGGGCAAGACAAGUACACUAGUCCCAGGUCCAGUCUGGUACACUGUGAAGGGAGCAGUGCCCUCAGCCCCCGGUCUAGCUAUGCAAGUACAGCCAGCGACACAAGUAAACAUUCCAGUCCAAGGGCCAGUCUGAACAGCUAUGACUGCUGCAGUAAGCCCAGCAGUAACCGCACCAGCGGCAUCAGUAUGGGCUACGACCAAAGGCACAUCAGCCCCAGGUCCAGCACAGCGAGCCAGUAUUCUUGUACCACCAGUCCACGCUCUAGCUAUUCAGAUUCACGUUACAUGCCUGUGGGGAACCAUGAUCUGGAGGGUGCAGUUUUGCAUGGCAUGCCGGUGGCCAGUCCCCGGUCAAGCAUCUGCAGCCAGGAAGGGUGUGCAAGACCCGGGACAAUAGCUAACUGCGUUGUUAGUCCCCGAUCCAGUAUCUCCAGUCACAGUUCCAGAAGUUCCCGGAGCUCCAGGGGAUCUAUGAGCACCUACCCAGAUCUCCAACUGCCUUCACCCAGGUCCUCAAUGCUGGGGACUGGUUUGCAGGAGGACAUACUAACACAAGAUUGUGGCGAUACCAACGGUGUUCAUAGUCGUAUCCAUCUCCAAGCGCUCUCUGGGAUGCCAGAGGCCCUGCCACAGCAUGCACCACAACAGUCAACCCAGGCAGGGAUGAACACAGAGGUGACCGCUGGAUCACCAUCAUCUUCUUAUGGGCUCCAUAUGAAAACUCCAGCCUCAGGGCAGAGGUUUAAACUACCUUACCAGGUGACCCCAUGCCGGGAAAGUGGCCCAAGCCAAGCAGAAAGGAGUCUGGAAGCACUCACCUUGGAGCUGGAGAAGGAGUUAGAAAUGCACAUGAAAAAAGAAUACUUUGGUAUCUGUAUCAAGUGUGGAAAGGGUGUGUAUGGAGCCAGCCAAGCCUGUCAGGCCAUGGGGAAUCUGUACCAUACCAACUGCUUCACCUGUUACUCCUGUGGGAGGAGGCUGAGAGGGAAAGCUUUCUACAACGUCAACGGCAAGGUCUACUGUGAAGAGGACUUCCUGUACUCUGGCUUUCAGCAGACGGCAGAGAAGUGCUUUGUAUGUGGUCACCUCAUCAUGGAAAUGAUCCUGCAGGCAUUAGGCAAGUCCUACCACCCUGGCUGCUUCCGCUGUGUGGUCUGCACAGAGGGUCUGGACGGAGUGCCUUUCACUGUGGACGUGGAGAACAACAUCUACUGUGUUAAAGACUACCACACGGUUUUUGCCCCUAAAUGUGCCUCAUGCAACCAGCCAAUCCUCCCUGCUCAGGGCUCUGAGGAGACCAUCCGGGUGGUGUCCAUGGACAAGGACUACCAUGUGGAGUGCUAUCACUGUGAGGACUGUGGCCUCCAGCUAAAUGACGAGGAGGGUCACCGCUGUUACCCCCUGGAUUGCCACCUGCUCUGUCACGGCUGCCACAUCCGCAGGCUAAAGGUCGCAGUGCCCGCCCACCCGCCCCCAGCUACCCACUACACGUCACUGAGCUGUGAGAGGAACCAACCCCAACCCACCGCUGACCCGCCUCCCAGGUGACCUGAGACAACAUAGCAGAAAGAAGAAGGAAUCCCCCGCCCACGGAAUCCCGGGAACUUCGGAACAGACAGACCCUGGGAGACUUCGCUCUCUACUUGCCGGCCGUGCCCUGGGGAGAGGAGAUAGAUACAGGGCCAUGGACAAGUCACAAGACCGGGCUGGGAGAGUCCACGUCUCUCUCUCUCUCCCUUUCUCUCUCUCUCUCUCUCCCUCUCUCUCUCUCAUCAGUUUUUUUCUCCCUCCUUUCGGUCUAUGAACAGUGAAGCAGGCUGAGGCCCCAGCCCACCCAGAUACCCUGGCUGACGUCAGCACAAUGACCCCUGCACAUUCAUCACAGUGGGGCCUGGCCUGGAUGGAGGGAGGGGGCCACUCUCUCUCCAUCCCUCUCUUUUUUACUGCCUUUCUGUUUUCUUCAUUCCUUCGAGCUGAAGCCCAAUGCCAUGAUGCAUUUACUGCUCCUCUGUCAGAGAGAGAGAGAGCCGGACAGCGUCUCUGCCAGGAGGCUGGGAGGCCAUGAAACAGGUCGCUACAUAACAUUCCAGCACUGUCUGGCAGGGUUAGAGGGUUGGACAUGCUGUGCCUUCAGAGUGGCCUUCCACUGAGAAACCUUACCGCAUGGUGACAGUGACAAUGGCACAAUCCAGAUAGCUACGGCUCCUUUUGGCUAUGCAAGGGUACUGAGUCUACCAGCAACAACCAAGCUCCUUCAUGUACCACCUUCAUGUGACUCUGUGACACACCCUCCUGUACCAUCCCUUCAUGUGACUCUGACACACCCUCCUGUACCAUCCCUUCAUGUGACUCUGUGACACAGUCUCCUGUACCAUCCCUUCAUGUGACUCUGUGACACAGUCUCCUGUACCAUCCCUUCAUGUGACUCUGUGACACAGUCUCCUGUACCAUCCCUUCAUGUGACUCUGUGACACAGUCUCCUGUACCAUCCCUUCAUGUGACUCUGUGACACAGUCUCCUGUACCAUCCCUUCAUGUGACUCUGUGACACAGUCUCCUGUACCAUCCCUUCAUGUGACUCUGUGACACACCCUCCUUUACCAUCCCUUCAUGUGAAUCUGACACACCCUCUUGUACCAUCCCUUCAUGUGACUCUGUGACACACCCUCCUGUACCAUCCCUUCAUGUGACUCUGUGACACACCCUCCUGUACCAUCCCUUCAUGUGACUCUGUGACAUAGUCUCCUGUACCAUCCCUUCAUGUGACUCUGUGACACAGUCUCCUGUACCAUCCCUUCAUGUGACUCUGUGACACACCCUCCUGUACCAUCCCUUCAUGUGACUCUGACACACCCUCCUGUACCAUCCCUUCAUGUGACUCUGUGACACACCCUCCUGUACCAUCCCUUCAUGUGACUCUGUGACACACCCUCCUGUACCAUCCCUUCAUGUGACUCUGUGACAUAGUCUCCUGUACCAUCCCUUCAUGUGACUCUGUGACACAGUCUCCUGUACCAUCCCUUCAUGUGACUCUGUGACACAGUCUCCUGUACCAUCCCUUCAUGUGACUCUGUGACACAGUCUCCUGUACCAUCCCUUCAUGUGACUCUGUGACACAGUCUCCUGUACCAUCCCUUCAUGUGACUCUGUGACACAGUGUCCUGUACCAUCCCUUCAUGUGACUCUGUGACACACACUCCUGUACCAUCCCUUCGUGUGACUCUGUGACACAGUCUCCUGUACCAUCCCUUCAUGUGACUCUGUGACACAGUGUCCUGUACCAUCCCUUCAUGUGACUCUGUGACACACCCUCCUGUACCAUCCCUUCGUGUGACUCUGUGACAUAGUCUCCUGUACCAUCCCUUUGCUCCAGUGCUACUUGGCAUAGUGGAUGUUUGUGGCACCAAAUGCCCUGUCAGUAGCCACAGCGCUAGCCUGGGCUGGCACUCAUUCCACUUAGCAGUCUUAGAAGACGUGACCUCGAGAAAUUCACAAGCAGUGUCUCAACGAUUAUAUAACAAGAUAAAAAGUUAGAAGCAUGUAGAUUGCCUAUAUAUUUUGCAGACAUUUUCCACAUAAGAUUCUAGAAGUGUAGUGUAUUUUUUUGCUGCGUUAUUAUUAUCAAAUGGAAUCGGAGGCCAAGCGAGCUGUCGCCGUCUUAACGGUCCUCUGAAGGGUAUUGGUCCGUUGUUUAAUUUCUCCUCAAGGACACAUGUCCUAGAGGCCUCUGUGUUGUCACUCUGCUUGGUCAUGCGAUCCACAGACCUGUUAACAUGUACAGUUCCACACACUGGUUAUUUGACCCAUAUGGUAGCACUGAGUAAAUGAGUGUCUGACCAUCGAGAGUCCCCACAUAUCCUCGUCAUGCACACGUUACUGUGUCAUACCUACUGGUUGAUCUGAUUGUCUGGUUGGUUGUGGGAGUUGCUGGUCCAACCCAUGUCUCUGGGAAUCCAUCCCCCGUGUUUUCCCUCGCUGGUUGUGCCGGUGUGUGUGUGUGUGUGUGUGUGUGUGUGUGUGUGUGUUAGUUUGUUGGUCUAUAGACACUGAGUGUACUAAACAUUACGAACUGCUCUUUCCAUGGCAUAGACUGACCAGAUGA
Messenger RNA from Oncorhynchus tshawytscha (Chinook salmon), 5292 nucleotides. RefSeq names its product Wilms tumor protein 1-interacting protein homolog. Gene Ontology annotation, biological process: positive regulation of miRNA-mediated gene silencing; regulation of DNA-templated transcription; response to hypoxia. NCBI's taxonomy places the organism in Eukaryota, Metazoa, Chordata, Actinopteri, Salmoniformes, Salmonidae. The record is from RefSeq and is a predicted model, not a curated record. Bases 544 to 2739 code for a protein of 731 amino acids. Gene Ontology annotation, molecular function: transcription corepressor activity. The transcript is spliced from 8 exons. Gene Ontology annotation, cellular component: P-body; nucleus; transcription regulator complex.